Molecule: messenger RNA, 2024 nt
Organism: Psylliodes chrysocephalus
Lineage: Eukaryota; Metazoa; Arthropoda; Insecta; Coleoptera; Chrysomelidae
Source: the annotation of a GenBank genome assembly
GUCUUGUUAUAGAAGGUCUUUGGUUGUAAAUGACACAAUCGAUUCUUUGUAAGGAAAAUAUAAAAUACCGAUUUGCAAUAACAUGAUUCUCUUACAUCAUGUUUAUGGCAAGGUGCCAUGCUCAUCAUUAUCAGAGAUUAGGUUAAUUACCCGUUCUUGGGUAUUUAAUUUUUACCGUAGAAGCACAACGAAGAAAGUAGCUGAAGAGUUAGGUAGUGAUUAUUUUAAAAAGGAACAUCAUUAUUAAAGUGAAUAGUUAAGUUUAAAAAAAUCGUGCAGCAUGUGUGGAAUAUGGGCAGUGUUUGGACUCGAAUCCAAUUUACAUUCUCAUUGUGCUUCUACGUUUUCCAAAAUCGGGCACAGAGGACCAGAUGCUUGGAGGGUUGAAUAUGAUGAUAAGGUAAAGAAUUGCUGCAUUGGAUUUCACAGAUUAACAAUCGUUGACAGCAUUUGGGGAAUGCAACCCAUGAAGUUACACAAAUAUCCAAAUUCCAUAUUGAUAUGUAACGGAGAGUUGUACAACUGCAACAGACUUGCAGAACAAUACGAUUUUAAGUAUGAAACGAAAAGCGAUGUAGAAUGUAUCCUUCAUCUGUAUCAUAAAUUUGGAAUAGAAGAGUGCGUCAAGAAUUUGGAUGGUGUAUUUGCGUUUUGCCUCGUAGAUAUUGCUAAACGGAAAGUGUUUUUAGGGAGAGAUCCCUAUGGAGUAAGACCGCUUUUUAGAGUUACUAGCACCUCUGGAAUUCUCGGCAUUUCUUCAGAAGCAAAAGGUUUGAUUCAAAUCGAAAAAGAAUUGAAUGGCGAAGGUAAAACUUUAGAACCAUUUCCACCUGGUAGUUAUGCAGAAUACGAUUUAUUAGAAAAUGGAAAAACAAUAUUAGCAAAAGCUGAGAAAUAUUUCAAACCUGGUGUUAAACCAAGUUUUCUACCCUUUUUGCCACAUUCAGAGUUAUCACCAAAUGAACAUCAGGUAAAUAUUAGAAAAUUAUUAAAGGCUUCUGUUAAAAAGCGGCUAAUGGCAGACCGAAGAAUUGGAUGCUUACUCUCUGGUGGUCUUGAUUCCUCACUAAUUGCAGCUUUACUUGUACAAGAAGCUAAAGAUGCAAACUUGCCCUACAAAAUACAAUCCUUCUCUAUUGGAAUGGGUGAUAGUCCUGAUCUCAGAGCAGCCCGACUAGUUGCGAAACAUAUAGGCACAGAUCAUCAUGAAAUUACAUUUACUGAAGAAGAUGUUGCCAAUGUGCUGGAUGAUGUUAUAUAUACAUUGGAAACUCCUGAUAUAACUACUAUCAGAGCUUCUUUACCUAUGUACCUGCUCUCAAAAUAUGUUGUAGAAAACACAAAUACAACCGUUUUACUUAGUGGCGAAGGAGCAGAUGAAGUUGCUCAGGGGUACAUUUACUUUAGAGAUGCGCCCACAGCUCAAGCUGCCCAUGAAGACAGUUUAAGGUUGCUGCGAGAAAUAUACAUGUUUGAUGGUUUGCGGGCGGACCGAACUACAGCGUCUCAGUCACUAGAAUUGCGAGUUCCUUUCUUAGAUUUGCAGUUCACAAACUAUUACUUAAACUUGGACCAGAAACUUAAACAGCCAAAAAACAACAUUGAGAAACAUCUUUUACGCUCCGCUUUUGAUGGGACUGAUCUACUGCCUCACGAUAUCCUUUGGCGGCCAAAGGAAGCUUUCAGCGAUGGUGUAGCCUCACAAAGAAAAUCUCUGUUUGUUAUACUGCAAGAAAUUGUCGAUAAGAGAAUGCCUGAACCUUUUGAUUUAGAACUGGCUAAGAAGAAAUAUCCACAUUGCAGUCCUCCAAGUAAAGAAGCUUAUUAUUACAGGGAAAUUUUUGAGAAAACUUAUUCCAAAUUGGCACCGAACUUUUUGCCUCAUUAUUGGAUGCCACGAUGGGUUGAAGGUGUUACAGAUCCAUCAGCAAGGUUUAUCAAACAUUACGGAGGCGACGGAAACGAGAAAAAAUAAAUUAUGCAAGGAUAAAUUUGACUGUAUUUUUAUUCGAAUAAUGAUUUUU